UACAAACCGGUUGAACCAUCGUUGGUAGAAGAACGAAUGCGGAUUCUUGUGGAUCGUUACGCUGAACUGCAAGAGUUGUCCGAGGACCGCAAACGACGUCUUGAAAACAAUCGUCGUCUGUGUCAGUUCUGGUGGGAUGUGGCCGAAUUGGAGCAAAAUCUCAAAGAAAGCGAACAGUGCGAUUUGCACGGAGCCACAUGA
Molecule: messenger RNA, 201 nt
Organism: Anisakis simplex (herring worm)
Lineage: Eukaryota; Metazoa; Nematoda; Chromadorea; Rhabditida; Anisakidae
Source: the annotation of a GenBank genome assembly